Molecule: messenger RNA, 426 nt
Organism: Acaulospora colombiana
Lineage: Eukaryota; Fungi; Glomeromycota; Glomeromycetes; Diversisporales; Acaulosporaceae
Source: the annotation of a GenBank genome assembly
AUGCUGGUCCUAGUUUACAAAAGCUGCAUAGAGACUUCUCAGAUUGGAUUCAGGAGAGCUAGAAUUGAUAGAGAAAGUGAGAAAGCCCCUAUUGCCCCAUUAUUUCAAAAGGCCUUCAAUGGAAGGCACAAAUGCCCCCUGAAUUUAGAAGUGACAUUAGGGUUAGUGGCCAGCCAUAGCGUAUGUCAUGCCACACUGGACAAGAGCAUGGCUCAAAGCCCCAUGAUCGACGCGAAAACUUCGACGACGAGUAUGCGAACGAAUAAGGUCGGGUCAGCCGCGUCAGAAAUUGCGGCAGUGGAACCAGUCAUGCCAACUGCAAUACCACAAAAGAGGUUGCAGAGGCCUACUGUUAGACCUCCCCAGAACAGAGCAAAGCCUAGCGAGUAUUCAGCAACUGUUGUAAGAGGCAAAGAGGUGCCGUGA